This is a messenger RNA of Enhydra lutris kenyoni (northern sea otter), 1047 nucleotides long. Its product is annotated as heme binding protein 2. The record is from RefSeq and is a predicted model, not a curated record. The transcript is spliced from 4 exons. Bases 7 to 624 code for a protein of 205 amino acids. NCBI's taxonomy places the organism in Eukaryota, Metazoa, Chordata, Mammalia, Carnivora, Mustelidae. Gene Ontology annotation, cellular component: cytoplasm.
CCGCCCAUGGCCGAGGUGCUGGAGCCGGACCCCGCGACAGCCGAGCGCGCGGCGGCCCAAGCCGUGGAGACGCCGGGCUGGACGGCCCCGAAGGACGUGGGCCCCCAGCCCGGAAGUUACGAGAUCCGGCACUAUGGACCCGCCAAGUGGGUCAGCACUUCCGUUGAGUCCAUGGACUGGGAUUCAGCCAUCCAGACUGGUUUUACAAAGCUGAACGGCUACAUUCAAGGCAAAAAUGAGAAAGAAAUGAAGAUAAAGAUGACAGCUCCGGUGACAAGCUAUGUGGAGCCCGGUUCAGGUCCUUUUAGCGAGUCUAUCAUUACCAUUUCCCUGUACAUCCCCUCUGAGCAGCAAUCCGAUCCGCCCUGGCCUUCAGAGUCAGAUGUCUUCAUUGAAGACAGAGCUGAAAUGACUGUGUUUGUACGGGCUUUCGAUGGAUUCUCUAGUGCUCAAAAAAAUCAAGAACAACUUUUGACAUUAGCAAGUACUUUGAGGGAAGAAGGAAAAGUUUUCAAUGAGAAGGUUUACUACACGGCAGGCUACAACAGUCCUUUCAAGUUGCUUGAUAGAAAUAACGAAGUAUGGUUGAUUCAGAAAAAUGAACCAUCCAAAGAAAACGAAUGAGGAAAAAACCCCAGGAAGUUCCAUUUCUUACUGUAGACAUCAGCACUGCAUACCCGUAAAUGUAGAGUAGUCGCUCUACUUGAGAGAACAACGAUGAAUUGAGCUUAUUUCCAAGGUGCCUUUUAAUGUUUGAAGCUUUAUCUAGAUACACAGGGAACAGGGGACAGUAUUCUAGAAACAUGUGAAUCAGUCACAGCUCUGGAGGAGUUUACUUCUGUGAGGCUCCCAGGAAGUGUCCUGUUACUUGACCCUUCUUCACAUCAUGUUGCCUUUUUCAACUUGGAUUUGUGUCCUUUGGAUGUUAUCCCCUCCAGAUAUUAUCAAUAAAAAUGUUAAAGAGGUAUUCUGUGUGGCACGGCUGUGAAGCCUCAUGAGGUGAAGUUCAAUUGAAAGCAAAAAUCAGAUUCUUGGAGUGCCUGGGUG